Messenger RNA from Mugil cephalus (flathead mullet), 1517 nucleotides. RefSeq names its product dickkopf-related protein 1-like. Bases 178 to 939 code for a protein of 253 amino acids. Gene Ontology annotation, molecular function: receptor antagonist activity; co-receptor binding. Gene Ontology annotation, cellular component: extracellular region. Gene Ontology annotation, biological process: multicellular organism development; negative regulation of canonical Wnt signaling pathway. The record is from RefSeq and is a predicted model, not a curated record. The transcript is spliced from 4 exons. NCBI's taxonomy places the organism in Eukaryota, Metazoa, Chordata, Actinopteri, Mugiliformes, Mugilidae.
CAUCCCGGGGCUGAGAGGCAGGAGACUUCCAAGCACCGUGCCGAAACUCUCUGGAAACUUUUGGAUUCAGGAUUCAAGGCCGCUUUGGACUUUGUCACCCACUUAUUGUUUGCAACGCAACCGAAGGGAUUUUGUUUUUUAUUCCGUGCGCUUGCAGCGAAGUUUAAAAGGAGAACCAUGCAGAUACCGUCAGCGCACCGCUUCUUUGCUGUGUAUCUCACUCUCUUUGGAUACAUUGGGGACGUUUACGCAGGGGCUGUCUUGAUGAACUCCAACGCCAUCAAAAACUUGCCCGGAGCUUCGGCUGGCAAAAUCGCCGACACUGUCAGCCCGAGUCCGCGCACCUCACCCUCCGGUAGCGUGGGACACAAAUUACCCGUAGACACCUUGCAGCAGUCAGGUGUGUGUACUGAUGAUGAAGACUGCGGAGGUGAUGAAUUCUGCAACGACGCUCGAGGCGCCUGUCUGCCGUGCCGUAAGAGCCGGAAGCGUUGCGCAAGGGAUUCCAUGUGUUGUGCAGGAAACCGCUGCAGCAAUGGUGUUUGUCAAGCAAAUGACAUAGAUGGCACAGAUGCAUCCAUCAUCCCUGGCUGGCACAAACUCAACAACACCAUGGAGCAUCCAGCCAAGAGGCCUCCCACUGCCCAUGGCUAUCAGCCUCAUACUGUCAAAGGCCAAGAGGGAGAUACAUGCCUGAGAUCUGCCGACUGCUCUGAGGGCCUGUGCUGCGCCAGACACUUCUGGUCUCGCAUCUGUAAGCCCGUGCUGACAGAGGGCCAGGUGUGCACACGCCACCGAAGGAAAGGCAACCACGGCUUGGAGCUGUUCCAGCGCUGUGACUGUGGCGAGGGCCUGGCCUGCCGACCAGAAAAGGGAGAGAGGGAUCACAGUGUCAGCAGGACUGCAGGCCGGAACCUACACACCUGUCAGAGACGCUGACACAGACCCAUGGACACACAGACGAGGAACACACACAGACACGCACCCGUAAAUCAGUCACAGACACUGACGAAACACUUUUCAGCCUUGCAUACACCAGAGAUGCUGACGCACACACACACGCGCACACACACACACAGACAUCCAACACCUAAGACAUUCUUUCCUGCCAAAGCUGCUGACACAAACACAUCACCCGGAAGGAUGGACAUGAAUCCUGGAAAAGUGAUACACCCAGAGGGAUGCAACAAUGCAAGACGGACUGAUCCAAUUCCUCAUUAACGGAUGAGUAGCCGGAUGUUAGGAAGUGACAUUUCAGAAGUAUCAUGUUGUCAGUAAUGGCAGGGCCGCUUUGUUUCUUUUUAUGGAACUUCAAGCCGUGAUUAUUGCAGUAAAUUACUGUAUUGUACAUAUUAUCCUGGAUGUGGCACUUAAUGGAUCUAUUGAAUUCUGUCAACACCAGUAUUAUAAAGACAUGGUGCUGCAUGCAUUGUAUAUAUACUGUUUUAUAAAAAAAAAUUGUUAUCUAUAGAAAAUUUGAAUAUAUUUGUUUUAUUAAAUGACAUCGGACAACCUUA